GCGCACCAAUCCCCAAUCCAGGGAUCCAUCACUUAUAUCUAAACGACUGCUAUUCCGAGGCAUUCUGCUCUCCCAGUGAAAAAGAUGUUAAUUCAGAUAAGUGAUAGAAGGAGGAAAAAAAACGUGCCCCGACAACUACACGCACGUCAUGCCGUAAUUCCUUUCCCUCCGUCGCCCUCCCCUCCUUUGUCAUGUCCUCCGUGGCUCCCUCACUCCAUAACGAGGCUGAGCUAGAAGCGGCGUUGAAUUACACCGGCCACAAAAACGAGGAGCCGGGGCGGUAGGAACCGAGAUCUGCGCGCCGAGGCUGGAAUGCGCCAAGGGCUUAUGUUUUAGAAAUACAUACCUGAAUGCAAACACUGCAAAGGAGAUGCCUGGCUGGAAAAAGAACAUGCCGGCUUGCUUUCAGGCCGACGAUGAGACAGAUGAGGGGCCGUACUCAAAGUCCUCCCACAGACAGGUGGACGGAUCAUUGUCCCUGCGAAGGCAGAGCAUCCCAGAGGAGCUCAGGGGCACCAGCCUCGUGGAGCUGCUGAAGAAGGAGGGCUGUACACUGGGCCUGACCGUGUCCGGCGGCGUGGACAAGGACGGCCGACCCCGUGUCUCCAACCUGCGGCAGGGAGGCAUCGCCGCUCGGAGCGACCAGCUCUGCAUCGGCGACUAUAUCAAAUCGGUCAACGGGAUCAAUUUGGCGAAGUUCCGCCACGAUGAGAUCAUCAGUCUGCUGAAGAACGUGGGGGAACGGGUGGUGCUGGAGGUGGAGUACGAGUUGCCCCCCGCCUCUGUGCAGGGCUCGGGGGUGAUGUUUAAAAAUGUCGAGGUCACGCUGCACAAGGAGGGAAACACGUUCGGCUUCGUCGUCAGAGGGGGCACCCAUGAGGAUAGGAGCAAAUCUCGGCCUGUCGUCAUAACGAACAUCAGGCCAGGUGGCCCGGCUGACAGGGAAGGCACCGUCAGGCCUGGGGACCGGCUGCUGAGCGUCGACGGUAUCCGCCUGCAGGGCUGCUCGCAUGCCGAGGCCCUGAGCAUCCUGAAGCAAUGUGGCCAGGAAGCCACGCUGCUUGUGGAGUACGACGUCUCUGUCAUGGACUCGAUAGCCUCCGCCUCCGGCCCGCUGCUUGUGGAGGUGGCCAAACCGGCGGGAUCUAGCCUGGGGGUAGUGCUGUCUACCUCGAUGUACUGCAACAAGCAGGUGAUCGUCAUUGACAAGGUGAAGCCCGCCAGCAUCGCGGACAGGUGCGGGGCGUUGCAUGCUGGGGACCACAUCCUGUCUGUCGACGGCACCAGCAUGGAGUACUGCUCCCUGCCAGAGGCCACCCAGCUACUGGCAAAUGCCUGCGAGAACGUCAAGAUGGAGAUUCUGCCUCAUCACCAGACCCCGAUGGCUCUCAAGACCACGGAGCAUGUCAAGGUACAGAGGAGUGCCCGUCCCCUUCCCUGGGACACCUGCCCCAGCAGCAACGGGCACACCUUGCCCCCACACUACAACACCUACCACCCUGACCAGUCAAGAACCCAGGCCUCGAAACACCACAAGUCCUCCAACAACCCGUCCCUGAGCUCCACCUUCUCGCCAUCCUCCAUGAGCGCCUACAGCCUGAGCUCCCUGAGUCUGGGAACCCUUCCCCGCUCCAUGCCUCCCAACAGCCCCCGAACCAACACCAUGCGGCGCAAGCUGCACAGGAAGGACCACAAGAGCUCCCUGUCUCUGGCUUCCAGCACGCUGGGUCUGUCUGGUCAGGUGGUCCACACCGAAACUACGGAGGUCACCUUGGUCAGCGAUUCAAUCAUGGGCUUUGGGAUUCAGCUGCAGGGGGGUGUUUUUGCCACAGAAUCCAUGUCCUCCCCACCCUUAAUCGCCUACCUGGACCCAGACAGCCCUGCGGAGAGGAGUGGAAUCCUGCAAAUCGGCGACCGCGUGCUGGCAGUGAACGGCGUCCCCACGGAGGACAGCUCCCUGGAGGAGACCAAUCAGAUGCUGCGUAACUCUGCCGUCGGCAGCAGGGUCACCCUGGAGAUCGAGUUUGACGUGGCAGAGUCUGUCAUCCCCAGCAGCGGCACCUUCCAUGUCAAGCUUCCCAAGAAGCCCGGGGUGGAGCUGGGGAUCACCAUCAGUGCUCCGUCCAGCAGGAGGCCUGGUGAUGUUCUCAUCAUCUCUGACAUCAAGAAGGGCAGCAUGGCUCACAGGACGGGCACCCUAGAGGUGGGAGACAAGCUGCUGUCCAUCGAUAACAUCCGCCUGGAGACCUGCUCCAUGGAGGAUGCCGUGCAGAUCCUGCAGCGCUGUGAGGAGGUGGUCAAACUCAAGAUUCGCAAGGAUGAGGACAACUCAGAUGAGCAGGAGAACUCGGGCACCAUCAUCUACACCGUGGAGCUUAAGCGCUACGGCGGUCCCCUGGGCAUCACCAUCUCGGGCACCGAGGAGCCUUUUGACCCCAUCAUCAUCUCCAGCCUGACCAAGGGUGGCCUGGCGGAGAGGACCGGCGCCAUCCACGUGGGAGACCGUAUCCUCGCUAUCAACAGCCGCAGCCUGAAGGGCAAGCCUUUGAGCGAGGCCAUCCACCUGCUGCAGGCCGCUGGGGAGUCCGUCACGCUGCGGAUCAAGAAGCAAGGCGAGCUGCCCAGUCCCAAGCAGCAGCAGGGCUUGAACAAGCUUUCCAGCGACAUGGAGGACGACGUGCAGGUUAUGGGAAACCUGGGUAAGCUGUCCGACAGCUACUCUGCCACCCUCCCCAGCGUGGACAGCGCCGUGGAGUCCUGGGACAGCUCCACCAUCGACACUGCCAUCAGCGGACAGGGUGAAGACUGUGCCUCCGGAUCCAGCCUCCACAGCCCCGAAGGAAGGAACACCCACACGCUGAGCAGCAUGUCACCAGUGAGCAGUCAAAAAGAGCGCCCCCUACAGGACCUCGGGCAGAGCUUCGAUAAAUGGGAGCACAUUACCAUUGGCAGGGCCGCCACGCUGCCCUCCGGCCGUUCCUCUGACAGCAGGUUCAGCAUGAGCCAUGAGCGGACAGUGCCCGAUCAGGAGGAGAGCUUCUGGUCACAGGCCCUGGAAGACCUAGAAACAUGUGGGCAGUCAGGCAUCUUGCGGGAGCUGGAGGACAAACCAGACAGGCUUCUGGAUAAGAGAAACCUGAGCAUAUUGGCCAGCAUGGCAGGCAGCACCCUCAGCCUGAACGAGGGCCCUCCCCCACGUAGCCACCUGGGGCGCCAGGCCAGCCUACAGGAGCGCAGCCCCAACCGGGCCCAGUACGGCCAGUAUACCCACUACAACCAGGGUAGCCGUAGCCACACGCUACCCACCCACCCUGGCCACAAACCCUUUAGCAUGAGGAAGACGAAACAGGAUGUGAACGACGUGUCUCCCAUGCCAGUAGAACUGCAUAAGGUGACUCUCUACAAGGAGGCGGGUGCUGAGGACUUUGGCUUCAGCGUAUCUGACGGUAUCCUAGAAAAGGGCGUCUAUGUCAGCAACAUCCGGCCGAGUGGCCCCGCCCACCUGGGCGGGCUGAAGGCCUACGACCGGCUGCUUCAGGUCAACCACGUCCGAACGAGAGACUUUGACUGCUGCCUCGUGUCUCCUUUGAUCGCCGAGUCGGACGACAAACUGGAACUGGUCAUCAGUAGGAACCUACGGGCCUCGCCGUCCUGUACGGAACUUAACCAGGCAACGGAAGGGCUACUGGACUGGACCGAGCCCGUGCAAAACCACCGGGCCACAGAAAUCGAGGCCCGAGACACAUCCCAGACAUUAUAGCAGCUGGACCGGAGCCGGAAGAGUAAGAACCGGCCUCUAUGGUGCUAACAUCCUUAGGAUGGUGGUUCUGUCCAGGCACGGCAGAGCUAAGCUCGGGUGUCACCCGUUUCCUGGUUGGGCGAGUCCUACUACCCCCUUUAAAAGACUGAAUAGUAAGAGGACUCUCCGGUAUCUGGGGAAAAAAAAAAAAAAACAUGGGAAAAAAAUAAUGGAAACUGUGCCAUCCUUUUCUUAAUUCUGAAGGACAAUAAUAUUCAACGGGAGCAGGAACUGCGAUGUUUACAUGUGAUGUCGGACGUGCUUGUGUGUACGUGCGUGUGGUGUGCGUUUACGUGCGUGAACGUGGGCGUACGUUUGUGCGUGCAGCCGAGACGAUUCAGAGUACCAACCCACCUCCCUCCCAGCGCCAACUUGGGUGCCCUCUGCCGCGCCAAGCUGGGCAGACCUUGACGGGCUCCUUCACCCUUGAGUGCAAGCCCCGCAUCAGCACGCACAAAUGCCUCACGUUUCCAUGUUUAUUUAUUUGGUUUUUAGCAUUAGUUUUAUAUUUAAAUCUUGGAGCAACUGCUGUAAAUCCAGACCGGUAAGCGACAUCCUGGUGGGCAAGACACUGGACAAAAACUGCAGUGAAAAUAAUUCAGCACAAAGAGCCACUGAAAAAAAUACGGGUCAAUACUUCGACUGCAGAGUCGGUGUUCCCACAGUGGAGCCUGCGAGAUACGCACGUUCCUCACUUUUCAAAAGCUCUCGUUUCUCUCACGGGGACGGAUGUGCUGCCAGUAAGCAGAGACUCUGGGCCACGAUAGUAAGGGGGCUACUGGAGUCUGAGGGGCACCUGCAGCCACGCCCACCCAGCCACGCCCACCCAGCCAAACUCCCCCAACAGACCCAGCACUGCGUGUGUCCUAGGGCUCCCCCUGGGAGCCAGUAGCUGCUACAACACCACUGACAUGUCCCGGCACCUCUGUCAAUGUCAUUGUGACUGAUCCACGGAGAGCUCCUCCUUUGAUCGAUCGGACCUUGCCGAAAGCCAGCUCUGCCACAGGGUGGGGGGGGGGCAGCCAUUGAUUUGAGGCAGACCAAGGUGAGCCUUCAGAGUUAUGGUUGGAGGUAAUUUGGCGUGAAGCAGCCUUCGAUGGAGGUGCCAAUGCCAGUAGUUUUGCCCUGGGCUUAAAUAGCUGGAGCUACUGGGAUACCAGGAGUUACCUGGCAACUCUUCGUGCGCAAAAAAAGCAAGCAGUGGAAACAGGUUUGAUUAAAUUCAACGAAGAUCAGUGUAGAGGAAGAAAAUACAGUAAAAAGUCAAGCAUGAUGUUCCCAACACUGCAACACUGACAUGUUUACUGUGGAUUUGUAUUUUGUAUUUUUCCCUGCUUUAAGUAAAUAUGAAUAUAUGUAUAUAUGUGAAACUGGAAUUAUUAAAAGGGUCCAUUUUCUA
This is a messenger RNA of Paramormyrops kingsleyae, 5198 nucleotides long. Its product is annotated as glutamate receptor-interacting protein 1-like. Gene Ontology annotation, molecular function: protein binding. The record is from RefSeq and is a predicted model, not a curated record. Lineage: Eukaryota; Metazoa; Chordata; Actinopteri; Osteoglossiformes; Mormyridae. Gene Ontology annotation, biological process: neurotransmitter receptor transport, endosome to postsynaptic membrane.